Ogataea philodendri is the source of this 600-nucleotide messenger RNA. RefSeq lists its product as uncharacterized. Lineage: Eukaryota; Fungi; Ascomycota; Pichiomycetes; Pichiales; Pichiaceae. Bases 1 to 600 code for a protein of 199 amino acids. The record is from RefSeq and is a predicted model, not a curated record. The transcript has a single exon.
AUGGAGGCUUUGAAAUCACAAGAUCUGACCAAAGUGCGUCCCGAGUCAUUGCGAGCCGUGCUGGGACCUUUUAAACCCGCGGCUGAAUCCCUCCCGCCGUACUCGUCCGCCCUGGAGGCGGAUACCGUGUUCCAGAUCGUGGAGGUGAGGGACACGACCAAAUCCAAUAUCGCUUACAUUGAACGCCUGGUGGAGCUUAUCGACGCGAACGAGGGAUUUUAUGACCGCCAAAACAGAUCCAAGCCCACCAGACAGAAAGUUAUUCGCUCGGCAGACGUCAACGGCGACGCGCAUGAACAUCUCCCCCCGCCGGUGUAUUCUAGCAUGUACCGUUUGACGCUGCAGGACGCGCACGGGAACUUGUGCUACGCGUAUGAAAUUGAGCCGUUGCCGUUCCUGAGAGCCACCGCCGAUCUCUACCCCAUAAAAUUAGGUUCCAAGUUGCUGGUUUACAAAGGCACAACCGUCAUGCUGAAUGCAACUUUGCACCUUGGCGCCAACACCUGCAGGUUCUUGGGAGGAGAAUUACCCCACAUGAACUACAAAUUAUACCAACGCGAGCUGGAAAAAUUCAAACAUCAAAUAGACUACAUCGCAUAA